UUUCGGCUCAAGGUGGAGUCCGAGCAGUUAAUCAUGGGCAUCGACUGCCGAUACGCUUUCACAGUUGCCACCGGGCUCACAGUCGCCUUCUGCCUGGGGUUUACGAGACUGCCCGACCUGGCGGGAGCCUGUUGCGCAAGCUCCCUUGGUCAACAAGUGUUGCGUGAAAAAGGCGCGGUGGCAACAAGAGAAGUCACACCUUCAGGGUCGCCGCCUGGGCGGCCAGCGCUGCGCGGCGGCGAGCCCGCCACAGGCGUUGGCGUGGCCGUGCCUGUGGCGGCAGUGACAGAGCGGGCCAGACCCCUGGUCCCGGCGGCGGCGAGCGUGGCGCAGCAGUUCGGCGGGAUCGAUGGGCUUUGCAAGCAUUUCGGCUGGACAGCUCGUCCAGAGGGUCAGCGAAGACCGCGGCUAUUUUACAGCACCGUCGUCGGAAACAACGGCCAGCAGGACGUCUAUGACCUGGCUUUCGCAGAGGUCUAUCCGCUCGUUGAUCGGAUCGUUGCUUUGGAUCCUUUGAUGACUCAGACAGGAGCUCCAAGGCAGCCGAGCUUGAACAUGUCUGAGGCGAGGUGGAAGCGCUAUGGGGACAAGCUGCGGCACGUCGUGUUGGAGAAUCCGGUUCCAGAGUGGAACCCCAAACUAUUUCCGCACUGGUCUUCAGAGGAGCGGGAUAAGUUGAGCAGGCCAGGGCAUCACCACGGCACGAACUUAAGCCUCUUGGAGGAGUGGACCCGCGCUCAACUCCAACGGGGCUUGCAGGACUCCGCGGGCGCAUGGGAGUUGCACAAAGAGGACAUCCUCAUCGUCGCGGACUCUGACGAAAUCCCGCUUCGUGAGUCUCUUGUUGCCCUCGCUGAGUGUGAGAGCACCGUGUUCGCGGAGGUGAAGCGCAAGUUGGCUGGGGGCAUAAAACCAGAAGACGCAUGCGUCAAGGACGCCAAGGUAUUGUUGCAUUCCCAAGUGUUUGAGUAUUACAUCGACUGUCCCACCACCGUUCCUGCGUGGUGGCACCCAGACGCUAUACUCGCGGUCUGUGUUAUGGAUGGCGGGAUCGACAUGGAGGAGGUCCGCACCGGCAGCUCUGGCAGUAUGACGUCUGUCGUGGCCUCCCGUCACAUCCACAAUUUAGCGAUGUCCAACGAUGAGGUCAUCUUCAAGUACACGCACUACGCGGAGCCUAGGACGCCAGGUCUGGACGCCGGGCUGUCGGCCCCGACGAUUGACGAGAUGCGCUGGCGAGCCUGUGAUCCGAAUGCACCUGACAUUGGGCCUGGCGGCUGGUACAUGGACGUCAGGCCGUCCAACGAGUUCGUCAACCCGCACAACAGGCGUGGGUACCAGCUGCGCGCGGAGCAGCGACGUGGGAUCGACAGGCCCCCCGCGCUGCUCGAGGAGAGGCCAGAGCUGGCCGCGAAGCUCUUCUGGAGGGGGCACGACGAGCACGUGAACCCCUUCGUUGGGAAGCCGGGCGGGCGUCACGACUUCUCGCCGGGCUGGGUGGAGAGGCGUGGGAAGCCGGGGUGGUGAUGCCCCCUGGGUUCGGCUCGGGUCUGGCAGGGCCUUCGGAUGCAGUGCGGAACACCGCUGCGCCCGCGGACGGAGCUCGGACACGCCACGAUGGCCCGAAGCGACGCCCACGGGGCCCCGGAACGACCCCAGAAUUGAUGACGUUCCAACCCACUUUGGCCUUGAUCACCAGAAAGUACGAUGGGGGCAACAUAACCCCAGAAGGCCCAUCAUUGCUCCGAUGUAGGCUCAGGUAGCCUCCGAGGUGCGCUAAGAAAGCUUCAAGCUGAUCCCCGUGAGAGGCUUCAGGGGCGAAGAUCAGUGACCCUCGUGGUUUUUGAACGGUUUUCAUGUUGAGACGCUGCUCAACGCGCGGAGAUGGCACAAGACGCGCCCAAAAGGGCCCCAACACUUCCUUGCGUUGCCCUUGAG
Prorocentrum cordatum is the source of this 1938-nucleotide messenger RNA. Lineage: Eukaryota; Dinophyceae; Prorocentrales; Prorocentraceae. The record is from the annotation of a GenBank genome assembly.